GAGCCCAGAGCCCGGGAGCUGCCCCCAGCGGGGCCGCGGCGCCGCCCCGCACCUGGGCCCGCCCCGAGGACGGGAAACGGGGCCGGGCCGAGGCGAGGGGAGCCGAGGGGAGCAUGGCCGGUGGCGGCGGGGGCCCGGCGCCCUGAGCGGCGCCAUGCGGGGCCGGCUGCUGGCGCGGCUGAGGCGGCGGCGGCUGCUGCGGCUGCUGCUGGCCCUGGGCGCGCUGGCGCUGGGGCUGUGGGCCGCCUACCUGGAGCUGCUGGCAGCCCCCGGCGGGGGGGCGGCCCCGGACCGCAGAUAUGAAGACUGGAGGGAACUGGCUAAGGCUCUGGCAGACACAAACAUCCCGGGUGGGGACCCAAGCCUCCCGUUUAACUAUCGUCAGAAGAUGGGACAGCAGAACCAGGAGCAUCAAAGAGGUGGAAGGAAUAAGUCGAAUUAUGCAGCUGUGGGCAACCCCGUCCCAUGGAUGCCAGAGUUCCAGGGCCAGGCCAACCUGCACGUGUUCGAGGACUGGUGUGGCAGCUCCACCGAGCAGCUCAGGAAGAACCUCCACUUCCCCCUCUACCCCCACACACGAACUACACUGAAGAAACUGGCAGUGUCCCCGAAAUGGACCAACUACGGUCUCCGGAUAUUUGGCUACCUGCAUCCUUUCACUGACGGGGAGUUUCAGUUUGCCAUUGCUGCGGAUGACAACGCCGAGUUCUGGCUGAGUCCGGAUGAAAAGACCUCUGGCCUCCAGCUGCUGGCCAGCGUAGGCAAGACAGGGAAGGAGUGGACAGCACCAGGGGAGUUUGGAAAAUUUCGGAGCCAGCAGUCAAAGGUGGUGAGGUUGUCAGCUGCAGGCAGGUACUACUUUGAGGUGCUGCACAAGCAGGAUGACAAAGGAACAGACCAUGUGGAAGUAGCAUGGAGACUGAAUGACCCAGAUGUGAAGUUCAAAGUCAUUGACUCCCAAUACCUCUCCCUUUUUGCUAACGAGACGCUGUUAAAGAUGGACGAGGUCGGGCACAUCCCGCAGACGCUGGCCAGCCACGCGAGCCGGCCUGCCGACAGCGCGGGCGGCAAGGCACACCCCGCUGACAUGUUGAAGCCUGACCCCCGGGACACUCUUUACAAAGUGCCUCUGCUCAGCAAGUCCCGCCUGCGCCGAGCCCUGCCAGACUGCCCCUACAAGCCCAGCUACCUGGUGAAUGGGUUUCCUCUGCAGCGCUACCAGGGCCUCCAGUUUGUUCAUUUAUCCUUUGUUUACCCAAAUGAUUACAGCCGCCUGAGCCAUAUGGAGAAAGACAACAAAUGCUUCUAUCAGGAAAACCCAUAUUACUUGGAAAGAUUUGGAUUCUACAAGUACAUGAAAAUGGACCGUCCAGAGAAGAACCUGGACUCUGGAGAAAAGACAGAGCAGCCAGGCUUCCAGGAGGGGAACCUGGACGACCUGCAGUACGGGGAGCAGGACGUGGAGAGCACUGGCCCCCCGGCACCCCCUGGCACGUGGCAGGCAGAGCCGACAGGCACCACUCCCAGCGGCGUGGUGGGCAGCGAGCAUGUCUACGAGGACUAUUCCCUCCGGGAGCGGCGGCGGCUCCUCUCAGUGGGUGACACAGGAGAGGCACCUCAGAGGAGAGGGAUGAAAAGGGCCGGUGUCAAGACAGCCCCGCUGGCCGCUGCCAACCAAAGCCUCAGCCGGGCUGGCACAGAGAGCAACCCAGCAAUGAAGAGAUCCCACUUAAAAGCUGGCAUCAAAGACAACUCCAAGAGCCCUCCACAGCAUGCCAGGGUUGUCCAGGGCAGAGCACCUGCUAAAAAGCCUAACCCACCUCCUAGGAGCAGGUCGCAAAGGGAGGAGCCUCUCAGCUACACCAGGGACUCAGGGCUCAGGAUUCCCAAAGGGCUGAGACCUCGAUCAGACCUCGGCGCUGCAGAGGACAGGCUGCAGCCUGCAGGCACCGUGCAAACGAGGCGAGGAGGCCCAGGCAAAGCUGGCAGGCACCCUGUGGCCACUGCUGGCCCCAGCAAGGAGCCGGCACGGCUGGCACAGUGGCUGAACCAAGUGGAGGCCUACGUGGCUGAGCAGAAGGUGGCUGGUGGCAAGGACAUGGGUGAGAGAGAGGCGCAGGUGGCACCUCUGGCAAAGGGCAAGUCGGGGCCUGUGGAGAGGGCAGCAGAAGAGGAAGAAGAAGAGGUGGAUGGGGAGCCAGAGGAGGAGGAUGAGGAGGGUUUUGAUUAUGUACCAGUGUUUGACCAGGCGGUGAACUGGGAGCAGACCUUCAGCACAAGCAACCUGGACUUCCACAUGCUGCGCACCGACUGGAUUGACCUCAAGUGCAACACGUCAGGAAACCUGCUGCUCAAAGAGAGGGAGGCCCUGGAAGUCACACGUGUCUUCCUCAAGAAGCUCAACCAAAAGAAUAAAGGGCGGUUCCAGCUGCAGCGGAUCGUGAACGUGGAGAAACGCCAGGACCGCAUGCGGGGAAGCCGCUACCUGCUGGAGCUGGAGCUGCUGGAGCAGGGAGAGCGCCUGGUCCGCUUCUCCGAGUACAUCUUUGCACGGGGCUGGCAGGGCGUUGGCGGUGACGAGGAGGAGGAGAGGAACAUGAGGAACCUGGCGUGGGGUCGCCGGCGGCACCUGAUGGCCGUGGCCAAAGAGCCAGAGCUGUGCUGGCCCCAGGGCUUUUCCUGGAACCACCGUGCCGUGGUUCACUUCGUGGUGCCAGUGAAAAACCAGGCACGUUGGGUGCUGCAGUUCAUCUCUGACAUGGAAGAGCUGUUCCGAGUCACUAAGGAUCCUUACUUCAACGUCAUCAUCACGGACUACAGCAGCGAUGACAUGGAUGUAGAGAAGGCUCUGAAAAGGUCUAGCUUGCACAGCUAUCGGUACUUGAAGCUGACGGGGAAUUUCGAGCGUUCUGCUGGGCUGCAGGCAGGGAUAGACCUCGUGACGGAUCCGCACAGCAUCAUUUUCCUCUGCGACCUCCACAUCCACUUCCCUGCUGGCAUCAUCGACUCUGUCCGCAAGCACUGCGUGGAAGGCAAGAUGGCCUUCGCACCCAUGGUCAUGAGGCUGCACUGCGGCACCUCCCCACAGUGGCCUGAUGGCUACUGGGAGGUGAAUGGGUUUGGUCUUCUGGGCAUAUACAAGUCUGACCUGGACAAGAUCGGAGGGAUGAACACGAAAGAGUUUCGGGACCGCUGGGGAGGAGAAGACUGGGAACUCCUGGACAGGAUCUUGCAGGCUGGGCUGGAAGUGGAGCGCCUCUCCCUGAGAAACUUCUUCCACUGGUUCCACUCGAAGCGGGGCAUGUGGAACCGGCGCCAGCUGAAGACAUUGUAGCCUUCAACACCGAAGCUGUCCGGCAGCACUGUCCACCGUCUCGCCCCAGCGUGCACUUUAUUGAGGCACACAGCCAAGCGCACAAACUCUCCCUCUGCCCCCAGAGCCCUCCGGCAGGACGGCCCAGCUGAAGAAGGGACGGUCAGGCAUGAGGAGCUUCUCUUGGGAGCCACUGCAUCCAAAACACGGGAUCCACGUCUUGCUGGGAAGCCGUGUGGGGAAGCUGUCACCCAGUGAAGUAGUCGUGUUCCCUGCCGUGUGGCCUGGUGGAUGGCACAGCGGGAGAGGCGCCAUAUUUCCUGUCGAGUCUGGCGUGGUGCAGAGCAAACAAACAAAGCUCUCGGCUAAGCCCGGAAUGGUUUAUUUACAGGAAUGCAGAUUUUCUUUCAAUACUUGAAGAAAAAAAGGGGAAAAAAAUAAAAUGGGAAAAAAAAACCCUCUCCUUCCCUCUCAACCCCUGCCCCAUCUCUCUGGUAUCCAUACGUUUGGACAGGGGACCAAAAUAGUUUCUCUGAACUGUAUUGUGUCCACAUGCCCGUGUGCUGACCCCAAAAAGAUCUGGAUGAGGAGGAGUUGAUAGGCACUUUAGGCUGCUGGUGCUUAGACAUUUCUCUGUGCUCUUCCCUUCAAUCUUUAUGAGAAACUGUGCUCAUUCAGUAAAUUAUGGGCUGUGGAUUGAGACGCAAGUACAGUUCCCAGGAGAGCCACAUUUGCCUGCAGCUGAGCAAGGUGGCAGGGGUUGAUGUUUCAGCUCUCCCUGAAUUAUUGAUCCACUGCCUGAGGAUAGUGGAGGGGUUAUACAGAGACGCUAGGAGGGCAUCUCAGGAGGAAUUUUGCAACCUUAUCUGACAGACAUGCGUGUUUGUCCUUACAAUAUCAGGGAAACCCUAGCAGGGAGAAGUGGCAAUAUUUUAUUAAUUGAGAUAUUGUGAUUUUGUUAGAAAAAAAGAGGAGACAGAUUAUUCUGCUCUCUAAAUCCUGUACAUUUAUGCAGCAUCUAAAGGUUAAUUUAAUAAGUUAUGGCCUCAGAGUGAGGUCUUAGCAUAGUUUGGCUUUUAUCUAAAGAGCAGACUUGCUUGCAUUGGUGGAAGAACUGGCACAGCUUCACUUCUGGAGCAGCCCUGGGCUGCUCCCCUGUCCUGCUACAGGGGAGGUGUCCUCAGGCCUUGGCACUUGUGCUGGGUGCAAGGAACAGUGUGGGCAGAAGAGGGUUGAGUGAAUAAAAUGAUGGGCAGACCCUUGCUGGCACAAUAAAAGAGCUGUGGGAAGACCCAGCCUGAUGCUAGAGCAAAUUCUCAGCCCCUAAAACUCCCACUAAUGCAAGGCAAGAUUUUUACCCCUAAAACCAUUUUACAGGACUGCAGAAACCCAAAGAUCCGCAGCAGCACAGUCAGCGCUCUGCACCGGAGCUUCAGGGUCCCUGCACGAUGCUGAAAAGGCUGCUGCUGAUCUCACCCUUCAGCAGGGAGCGUGGCAUAGGAUGCUGCUGACGGCUCCCAGCUCUGCGGGGAGCUGUUGAAAAGUGAGCGGUGGAGGCAUGCAGUGUACGAGCGAUGCUGACACGGCACUGGAGUUGUUUGCGUUCAGACUGAUGGAGUGGAUGCCAAUUCGGAAUCGGUGUUCACUUGUUAUUAACUCCAUGGUGCUUGGAGAGCCCAUCAGGUUCCACUAUUGCAGCAGAAAGCUGAACAUGCAAGUCCUGGCACGUGAGAUGUAAAUCCUGUCAAAUCAUCUGGUUGCCUCAGCCUGGGCUGCGGGACUGAUGGAGUCAACCCGAUUUAAGGAAGCUUCCGUGUGCAGCUAUGGUGAGAAGUAUGCGAGAGACUGCUCUGUCUCUCAGUCCAUGGAGUCUUUGCCAGAACAUAGACACUGAAUAUCUAAGAAGAGGCAGCCUCAGCCUUCUGCUCGAGCCAGAGCAGUCUUUUUAAUGAGGGAAGGUAUUCCCUCUUCCUAUGGAGACACUAAGGAACAAAAUGCUGCCCUUGGGUGGAGGGGGAAGAGGCUGACAGCCAUCAACUUUUUUUUUUUUUUUUUUUUUUAAUGCAUUAUGUGAGUUUAGGAGGCCAGAGCCCGGGGAUGUAGUGUUGCAAUAAGCUCUGUUUCUGCCUGGAACACGCCGUGUCGGUCGCGCUUUCGUGUCGGAGCCUGCGCUUCACUCGCAGACACAGGCACAACCUCGUGAGCACGCAAGUGAGAUAUUCUCCAGACACCCAGGCUGUGCUCGCAGCUUGUCCGGGCUGGCUCUGUCAGGCAGCUCCUGCGGCACGGGGAGAGGCUGGCAGAGGGGGCGAGCAGCGGGGACGCAGCCAGGCCUUAGCAGCUUGGCCCCGUGAAGCAGAGAACGGUGUUGUGCCCGUUCUGCAGAUGGGGAGAUGGUGGAUUUGGUGGCAACCCUGACGUCAGGUGCGGGGAAGGUCAUAUAUAUAGAAUAUAUGAUAAUGAGUAACUCCUCCUCCUCACCAGGGAGGAUAACCAGCAAAGAGGGGACUAGAAAGCAGGGUGCAACCCUCACUGCAGAGCUGUAGGAUUUUGUCCCCGUGCUUUAGCUGGCCAGGUGACUGCUCCGUCCUGCACGCCUGUAACCCAGGCCAGGAGCAAGCAGAAUUUCUUACCUCACAGGGUCUCCUUGGUGGACAUGGAAGGAGUUACUGGGGUCCGGUCCAAUUUCCUAAGGGUCGGUGUCCCCACUGUAAAAACUGCCAUCACAACUGCUCUUCUGUUCUUAGCACAAUGGCCAUUCUUUGUUGGUAUUUGAGCAUCGCAGUGGUGAACACGAUUAAUAAAUACUAAUUGGCACUACUUGGCAGUCCCCGCGGAGGAGCUUGCAGAGAGCCCAUGGGGCCAGAAGCCAUCCUCCAGCCCAGGAGCUCAGAGAGUGCUGCGGGUUGCAAGCAGAGGACGGGCUACAAGUGAUCUUGCAGGAGAAGUGCCAGGCUGCUGCCCCUCUUCCUAAACAACCUGCAGCUUUUUCCUCCCCUCCAAACGGAGAGAUGAAGAGUUGGGCUCCCUGCUGCUGCAGAGAGGGGAUCGGCACAGCCCCCACAGUGCUACAGGGAGCCUGGCUUCCACGGGGCGCGUGCAUCCUGGCCACGUCCUGUCUAGGAGGCAGGAGGAAAUGGGUUGCACACCACGUCCUUCGUACCAGCUGCACAGGCAGGGAGGGAGCUGCUGUGGUAGGCAGCUGGGGAAAUGGUGGGGCACGCUGCAGGAACAGGCUUUCCCCGCAGCAGGAUGUGGCCAGGCUGGGGGCACGAGGGCGGGCGGCACUGCAAGGUGGCUCUGCCCACAGGAGCCAGCUCCACCGUCAGGGCUUUUUGGUUCCCCAGUGUGUUUGGGCCUGAGGUUUGUUUUGCGGCUCAGCAACGGGAACCAAGAAGGACUGAGAGCUGCAUUGUGUGAAAGCAGUAAUGUGACUUGUUGUGUCUUUAAUGUUUGCCCGGUAUGAACGUCUAUCUCGCUUCUUUUCAUUGCCUAAAAACGUCUGAUGUUGUUCACUUUUUAGAUACUGAUGCCUUGUGUUAAAAAUUGAGAUUGUACCUAGGAAUCAUCUGCCUUAAAGUGGCUCUGUGCCUUCAAGACAACCCCUGGGCCACCUCUCUGUCAGAACUGGGGGGAUGUCCCGGUUCUCCCCCACGUUUUAUAAAUACAUGGUCUUCCUACAAGA
Messenger RNA from Anas platyrhynchos (mallard), 6998 nucleotides. RefSeq names its product beta-1,4-N-acetyl-galactosaminyltransferase 3 (gene B4GALNT3). Gene Ontology annotation, molecular function: acetylgalactosaminyltransferase activity. The record is from RefSeq and is a predicted model, not a curated record. Gene Ontology annotation, cellular component: Golgi cisterna membrane. NCBI's taxonomy places the organism in Eukaryota, Metazoa, Chordata, Aves, Anseriformes, Anatidae.